AUGCAAGACAUAGAAGCGGUGCGCUUUCACAAACCCGGACAUCUCGAUGUGAUCCAGCUGGACACACUUCCUAUUACCCAGCCUUCCGAAACGCAGGUACUGAUCUGUCCCGAUCAUGCGGGAGUCAACUACAUCGACAUUUAUUUCCGCUCGGGCCUCUACCCCGCCAAGCUUCCCAUGACUCUCGGCCAGGAAUGCGGCGGAACCGUGGUCGCUGUAGGCGCGCAGGUGACAGAUGUUGACGUCGGCGAUAAAGUCGUUGCGAUCGCCUUUGGCUCUUUCGCCGAGCGCGUCCUUGCCGAGCGCCGCCUUCUGGCAAAGAUACCCGACGGCCACGACGUGCGCAGCGCCACUGCUGUCUUUUUGCAAGGGCUCACUGCUGUCACACUCACUCAUGAAGCGUACCGCAUUCAAAAAGGCGACUGGGUCGUGGUGCAUGCAGCGUCCGGUGGGACAGGCACACAGCUUGUCAAGAUCGCCAAGCAUCUCGGUGCACAUGUCGUCGGCACUGCGUCCACCGAGCGCAAGGCCGACAUGGCACGCGAGCACGGCGCCGACCGUGUAGUUGUGUACAAGGAGGACGAGAUGGACGCGUUUGUCGACACAGUCUUAUCGCUCACCGACGGGAAAGGCGCCCAGGUUGUGUACGACGGCGUGGGCCGGACGACACUCGACGCCGACUUUCGCGCCGUCGCGCGCCUCGGCACCAUUGUCUCGUUUGGCCAAUCGAGCGGCGCGAUCGAGCCGCUGCCAUUGCAGCGCCUCUCCGAAAAGAAUAUCCGCAUCAUGCGUCCCAGCUUGUUCAACUACCUCACUACGCAAGCCGACAUGGAUAACCAACGUGUAUCGUGA
Messenger RNA from Malassezia vespertilionis, 852 nucleotides. RefSeq names its product NADPH:quinone reductase (gene ZTA1). Gene Ontology annotation, molecular function: quinone reductase (NADPH) activity. Bases 1 to 852 code for a protein of 283 amino acids. The record is from RefSeq and is a predicted model, not a curated record. Gene Ontology annotation, cellular component: cytoplasm. NCBI's taxonomy places the organism in Eukaryota, Fungi, Basidiomycota, Malasseziomycetes, Malasseziales, Malasseziaceae. The transcript has 2 exons. Gene Ontology annotation, biological process: cellular response to oxidative stress.